This is a messenger RNA of Aspergillus uvarum CBS 121591, 1482 nucleotides long. Its product is annotated as general substrate transporter. The record is from RefSeq and is a predicted model, not a curated record. Gene Ontology annotation, molecular function: carbohydrate:proton symporter activity. The transcript has 7 exons. Gene Ontology annotation, biological process: carbohydrate transport; transmembrane transport. Gene Ontology annotation, cellular component: membrane. The coding region runs from base 1 to 1482 and encodes 493 amino acids. Lineage: Eukaryota; Fungi; Ascomycota; Eurotiomycetes; Eurotiales; Aspergillaceae.
AUGGGGCCUCGAUUUCGACGGCUUCUAACAUUAUUCAUCUUGAUGGCCGGGGCCAGCAUCGUUGGGUAUGACUCGGGAUAUUUGAACGGGGUCCUCGGAUCACCCAAUUUCAUCAAGCGAUAUGGAGUGACGGUGAACGGUUCCACCUAUUUGACCGCGAGCACUCGCAGCUUGUUCACUUCGUUUCAGGUUGUCGGGACGUUGAUAGGGUGUCUCAUUUGCGAUCCAAUCAUAAAUAGGUGGGGCAAUAGGGGCAGCCUGGGAGCUGGCUCCGCUGUUUAUGCGCUAGGAGUCACCUUGCAGGCCGCAGGCCUCCCCGCACCGGUCUUCAUUGUCGGCCGUGUCUGCAUGGGCAUGGCGCUGGCACUCGCCUCGAGUAUCAUCCCCCAGUAUCUGGUUGAGAUCUCCUCCGGCACGAACCGAGGACGGAUGUUUGCCUUCUACCUCAUGUUUCUGACCUCGGGCAACGUCCUGGCCUGCGGGAUUAGUAUGGGGACCUCGCACUUUAUCGACUCCCGAGGAUGGCGGAUCACAAUCUGUUUUCAGCUGCUCAUAGCCGCCUGCAUUGGGCUGAGCGCGCCCAUCUGCCCAGAUGCGCCCACCCUCCUUCUUCGCCGUAACGACCUUGUUGGGGCGCGGCGUGCGCUCGCAAUGUUACAGGCGCGGCCGGCCGACUCGCCCGAGAUCGAUAACGCGGUGACUGCGAUGCAGGCGACGCUGGCCAUGACGAGCGGACAAGUGGAGGAGCCGUCUACGCUGCAGCGGUUCCGCGAGUGUUUCCGGGGCACAAAUCGGCGGCGGACGCCGCUGGGGAUUAGCACGGCGGGGCUGACGAUUCUCACGGGGACGACUUUCUGGUUCAACUACGGAACCACCUUCUUCGAGGCGGCCGGGGUGACCAACUCGUACUUGAUCUCGCUGGUGCUGGCGCUGAUCAACUUUGUCUGCUCCGCGCCGGCGACCUACCUCAUGGAGCGGGUCGGCCGCCGCCUGUGUCUGAUGGUGGGCGCCGCCGGGAUCGCCGUCACGCAGCUGCUUAGCGGGAUUAUCCAUGACGUCGCCCCGAACACUGUGCAUGAUAAGCAUAUGCUGGUCGCUGGCUCGAUUCUCUUCAUCGCCAUUUUCGCGCCAGCGUGGGGUAUGGGAGGAUGGGUCGCCAUGACCGAAGCCUUCUCAGUCCGCCUCCGCCUGGAGCAGUCCGCGAUCACGAUGAUCGUUUACUGGGUCGCCACCUGGUUCAUCGGCUUCACUGUUCCCUACCUGGUCGAUGCCACCGAGGCCAACCUUGGCGCCGAAAUGGAUGCACUCUUCCAUGAAAAGAUCCCGGCUUGGAAGUCGAAGCAGGGGGCUCGACAGCGGCGGCUCCAGGUUCUCGACGGCGCAGCGCCGGCUGCAGAGGGGGAGGAACAUACUUCUUCUGGGCUGGAUGAGGAAGGCCUUUCUGAACAGACGGGCCGGGUGGAAGUUAAGGUCUUGGGUUGA